Messenger RNA from Hydractinia symbiolongicarpus, 2193 nucleotides. RefSeq lists its product as uncharacterized. Gene Ontology annotation, molecular function: UDP-glucose 4-epimerase activity. Bases 141 to 1301 code for a protein of 386 amino acids. The transcript is spliced from 3 exons. NCBI's taxonomy places the organism in Eukaryota, Metazoa, Cnidaria, Hydrozoa, Anthoathecata, Hydractiniidae. Gene Ontology annotation, cellular component: cytosol. Gene Ontology annotation, biological process: beta-D-galactose catabolic process via UDP-galactose, Leloir pathway. The record is from RefSeq and is a predicted model, not a curated record.
UGUUUUGUUUUAUUAAUUGUGUUAUGUUAAAAUUAUCUUAUUAUAUAUUCAAGUAUCAGAUUUAUAAAUAAUCUUUGAUUUCUACUUGAGAUGCGAUCUUCCUUUUGAAAUUAUAUAAAGUUUGUAUGAUUUAUUACUAGAUGCUAAAAAUUAUUUUGAUUUUUAUUGUAUUCUAUGGAAACAAAGUUAAAAGUGACAAGAACGUUCAUAAUGUUCUUUUACUUGGAGGAAAUGGCUUACUGGGGAGUGCAGUCACACAGAUGUUAUUACGAGUGAAAGAUGUGAAAUACAAUAUCACUAUUCUUAAUCGUGGUAACUGGUAUUGGGAUACUGAAAACAUUAUAAAGCCAUUUGUAAACCAUAUUAAAUGCAGUCGUGAGGAUGGCUUUCGUGAAAUGUGCACACAACUAGCUGAUAACACAAAAUAUGACUCUGUUGUUGAUUUUAGUGCAUAUGAUCCACUUGAUAUAGAGGAUAUAUUAAUUGUUAUGCCUGGAAGGUUCAAGCGUUACAUAUACAUCAGUUCUGAUUCUGUAUACGAAGUUUGUUUACCAAAAAAGCAUGAUGGGUAUUUAAGAGAAGAAGACGCAGUGAGACCUACAGACCAAACUGUUUUGGAGAAAUACAACUCUAGAGACAAUUAUGGUCACAAAAAAUUAGAAGGAGAAGAAGUAUUGGACAGAUUUCACAAAGUUUUGGAUUUUGAUUACAUCUCGUUAAGGCUGCCUGAUGUUAUCGGGCCAAGAGACAAUACAAACAGAUUUUGGAAAUAUUAUAUGUGGGCAAAAAUUAAUCAUAUUGCAGGUCCUGUGCAUAUUACACCUAACCUAAGAGAUAAACCUUUGUCCUUUGUUUACAGCUUAGACGUUGGUGGAUUAAUUGCCAACUUGGUACAUCCAAACUUUAACAUGGAUGGUAUUUUUAACCAAGCUUAUAAUCUUGGUUUUAAAGAAACAGUCACGUUGAAGCAGUUUGUUGACUUUGUUGGUAAAUUUGCAAAUACUUCCAUUCAGUUCGAUGAAACUGAUCAAGCUGUCAAAAAUUUUGGUUUUCCUUCUGUAUCUAUCGGUCCAGUGGAUAUAAAUAAUGCUAUGCAGCUUUUGAAGUGGCAGCCAACUGAUCUUUAUACUGCUUUAGAAAAAACGUCUCAAUUUUAUGAAGAUGCUGAAUACGAUGAUGAAUAUAAAUUUAUAGUAGAUAGGAUAUUAAAUGCUUUAGACGUACAUCAGCUAAAGCGACAUGAAUUCUUACUUUUUCAUCAUGAAAGGCAAAAUUCCAGACAUAAUAAAGAUGAAUUAUAAAAUAUUUCGCAGAAAAUCUAUUGCAAAUUAUUAUGCACACAAUCUUAACAUUGACAAUGCCUCUGAAAAAGUAACUCGGAAAAAAAUCAGAAAAAAUAUUUCCAUUCUUCUUGAUAUUAUUUUUAUAGUAUAUGUAUUUUUAUAGUUCAUCAGAAAUUGUUAUACAAAAUUUUUCAUACAAUUUAAUAUAUAUUAUAAGAUUUUUAUAUGUAUUAAUUUUUGAUCUGUUCUUUUUAUGUACCAACCUCUGAUUCAGAGUAAACAUUUGUUUAAGUAACACAAAACAUUGGUUGUGUUAACAGUUGAAAAAUUUGUCACAGAUGCGACUUCUGAGGACUUCUGACAUUGUAUGACACUGGCACUUUGUUUUUUCAAAUUCAAGUGUAUGAAUUUGCAAAAAAAAAACAUUGCUAUAUUUUAUCAUAAACUUCAUAAUUUUUCACUAUUCAAAUAAUUUCUCCAUAAACUUCUUUAAUCUCCUUCAAAAUUACCAUUGGCAACUUUCUCCCUAAAUCUCAAAUUGAAUUACAUGAAUUCUCUAAAGGCGUAAGUUGCCAAAACUAAAGUCAGGGAUUAUAUAGUCUCUAGACUCACUGCUACAAUAUAAUGUAUGCAAAUAAUCUAUAUUGUAAUACCCGUAUGUGUCUGUCUGUCAUGCAAAAUGGUACCAGAAGUAGAGAGACGCACGCCAUGCGAUAUAAAAAGAACAGGCGAACCCGUGGAUUUUUCCACGGGCUACCGACUAGUUAUUCAAAAUUGUAUGUUUUUAUACAGAAUAUUGUAAAGAUGUAACCACGGUGCAAAAGUCACAAGUUUUUUAAGACCAAAUCAUUUUGAUUUGAAAAAAACUAGUAGCAGGUUCCUAUUAUAUUUAUUUCAAAAGAAUUGAGUA